Colletotrichum acutatum is the source of this 1528-nucleotide messenger RNA. RefSeq lists its product as uncharacterized. NCBI's taxonomy places the organism in Eukaryota, Fungi, Ascomycota, Sordariomycetes, Glomerellales, Glomerellaceae. Gene Ontology annotation, biological process: intracellular calcium ion homeostasis; calcium ion transmembrane transport. Gene Ontology annotation, molecular function: calcium channel activity; calcium, potassium:sodium antiporter activity. The transcript has 2 exons. The record is from RefSeq and is a predicted model, not a curated record. The coding region runs from base 98 to 1249 and encodes 383 amino acids. Gene Ontology annotation, cellular component: plasma membrane.
GUUUAAUUCCUCUUAUUUCACAACUUCACCACCCGUAUUGAAGUACGGCUUGGUUGAAAUUCCACAUUUGUUUCCAUAACCCCACGACCUUGUCAAGAUGAUCAUUAGUGACGUAGUGGCCUACAAUACGGCCGUCUUCGUCAGCACCCUCUUCCUCCUCGAGGCCGGCGCCGACAAGUUCGUCGACCACACGGCCAUCGUUGCUCGGCGCACCGGCAUCCCGGACACUCUUAUCGCGCUAAUCACCGCCGGCGCCGAGUGGGAAGAACUCGCUGUGGUCGUCAGCGCCCUGGCGCAAGGCCGCGCCUCGCUCGCCCUCGGCAACAUUGUCGGCUCAGCCAUCUCCAACAUCCUCGGCGCCUUUUCGCUGGGUCUCCUUUUCCGCAAGCAAGGAGACGCGGUGGAUUUUGAUCGCAGCGCUCGCAUCUACUCGCUGCUGUUGCUCGGCGUGACGACUGCCAUCAUCCCCGUCACGUACUUGCCGCGUGAGCUCCUUUGGCGAGUCACUGGUAUCGUAUUGAUUGUGGCAUUUGUCAUCUAUCUCCUCUCUAUAGGAUGGGCAAUCAGCCGAGGAACGCUUGUUGCACCGGAAGGUUCAGACAGCGAUAGCUCCAGCGAUGAAGAUGACACGUCGUCCAUAUCUUCGGACUCCUCCAUCUCUUCUCGAGGAAACAGCCGCGCUGCAGCAUCGCAACCUGAACCACAAAUGAACGGCACCGACGGCGAGCAACAGCCCCUCCUCCGUUCCUCGGAACGGUUUCUGCGCCACCGCCGCGGGUUAAACUACCACAUCGCCUACCUCUUCGCCGGCUUCCUCGCCAUCUGCCUAUCAGGCUACAUCCUCUCCCACGCAGCGACCAACAUUGCCGACGCCCUCGGCGCUUCAGAGGUCCUCUUCGGCAUCGUCGUACUCGCCAUCGGCACAACCCUGCCGGAGAAGUUCAUCGCCGUGCUCAGUGGCCGGCGCGGGCACGGCGGCAUCUUGGUUGCUAACACGGUGGGCAGCAACAUCUUCUUGCUGACGCUGUGCCUGGGUAUCGUCAUGCUGGGUACGGAGGGGGCGCUGGGGAGCGCGGGGAGUGUCUCGGUUGCUGAGUUGGCUGUGCUUUGGGGUAGUACUGCUUUGUUUACGGGGUCGAUGUGGGUGAGUGGGAGUGUUCAGCGGGUGUUGGGUGGUAUUAUGCUGAUUGGAUAUGUUGGGUUUAUCGUUGUGGAGCUCACUGUGUUGCGUAAAUCGGUGAACUCAUAAGAUAAUCAUGUGUAGAGUCGUCUGUAUGUAGAGUUGUCUCGUGAUGGUACUGUGGGAUGAUUGUAUUCUCUUUUUUUUGUCUGAAUCACGGCGAAAUCUCAGGAGGGUUCUUCGGAAGUCAUCUUUCAGAGACAACUGUAUCAACCAUUUCACCCAAGCUGUGUCUUCAUUCAUAGAACAGCGGAGAUAGAAUCACCUCUCUCUGAACCAGCUAUAACUCAAUACUAGCAACGAGUUGCUUCACCAUCUGGGUACCCAAGGUGACAACCCAUUUGGCCG